Molecule: messenger RNA, 1054 nt
Organism: Sitophilus oryzae (rice weevil)
Lineage: Eukaryota; Metazoa; Arthropoda; Insecta; Coleoptera; Curculionidae
Gene: Ak1
Product: adenylate kinase isoenzyme 1
Exons: 5
Coding region: 343-933 (196 amino acids)
Biological process (GO): nucleoside triphosphate biosynthetic process
Cellular component (GO): cytoplasm; cytosol
Molecular function (GO): ATP binding; AMP kinase activity
Source: RefSeq, a predicted model, not a curated record
AAUACACAGCUAGUAAGUGAAUGAGUAUUACCAGAUAUACAUGUGAUAAACCUACCAAAUUAUAAAUUAUACUUAAUUUUCAGACAAUGUAUAUUACAGUAAUCUGUCUGCGAUUGAUUUAUACAGUUAGUUAGUUAUAUAAAAAAACUGGAAAAUUUUUUUCGAAUCUGAAAAUUGGAUUUUAUUUUUGGGAUCAGCCUUGGGAUUAUACCUAACUAUGAAUUGGCUGGGUCAACAACGAUUCGCGCAAUAGUAUAUUCGCUACUAGUGCGGUAGAGUUAUUUUCAUAUCAAUCCGUUGUAUUAUUAUAUUAUUAGGUCGUGGUCGUAACAAUAACAAAUUAUGGCCUCAUCACCUGAAAUCAAAGUUCCAAUCAUAUGGGUGUUGGGUGGCCCCGGAUCUGGAAAAGGGACACAAUGCGACAGGAUCGUUGCCAAGUAUGGAUUUACUCAUUUAUCCUCUGGAGACUUACUUCGAAAUGAGGUGAGCAGCGGUUCAGCAAGAGGUAAAGAACUUACCGCCAUUAUGGAACGAGGAGAGUUAGUUCCUAUCGAAGUGGUUUUGGAUUUACUUAAAGAAGCUAUUUAUAAUGCUCUGCCUACAUCUAAAGGUUAUCUUAUCGAUGGAUAUCCCAGAGAAAAGGAACAGGGUAUCCUAUUUGAGCAGCAUGUAGCACCAGUGAAUCUAGUAAUUUUCUUUGAUGCAUCAGAAGACACGUUAGUUGAAAGACUAUUAGGAAGGGCCAAAACGUCAGGAAGAGUAGAUGACAACGAAGAAACAAUCAAAAAGAGAUUGCACACGUUCAACACGCAUAACGAUCAUGUGAUCCAACAGUAUCCUGAAAAGCUCAGAAGGAUUCAUGCGGAAAGAUCUCCCGACGAAAUUUUUGCUGAAACUUCGGCAUAUAUCGACGAGUUAUUGGCCUCUUUCUGAAUAAUUUUGCACACUUGUACCUGAUUAUUUAAUACACACGUAACAACGAGUACAAGAUCUACAGGAUAUUAUUUAUUUAUUUAUAAAAUUCUAAGCAAUAUAUUUGUUAAUUGUUACUUAA